AUGGUCGGAACGCGGAGUUCACGCCAGCCAUCAGUAACUAAUCUUGUCCAUCUACCUUCCAGCGGUCAGUCUGCAAGGGACAGGGACGAAUCCGUGAUCGAGACCAUGUCGCGCACCGUCAAGAUGGAGGCAGCUUCCCAAGCUUUAUCGCAAGCCGACCACCAGAGCCGCUCCAGUAAGUCUGAGAUCUUGACGAUAAAUACUUCGCUAACAGACAAAGCCACUGCACUCCCCGACAACAUUGCCAUCGAAAACCUUGGACGUGGCGUGAAAGAACUCGUUCAGGCGAUAAACAAGAUCGAACAGCUCGGCAUCACCAAGGUCGCCGGUGACACGCCCAAAAUAGUCGUUAUUGGCGACCAAAGCACAGGAAAGAGCUCCGUCAUUAACGCCAUCUCCGGAAUUCAGGUCCCUCGCAGUAGCGGAACUUGCACCCGCUGCCCCAUGCAAAUCACCUUGACGGAAAACAAGGAGACGAACGCCCGUUGGCGUUGUGACGUGUCGCUCCGGCGAGAGUUCUUCUACGAUACCCGGGCCUCUUACUUGCCCUCUGGCAAGCCGCCACCUUUCUUCCCAUGGGGGGAGCUCGACCAACCAGAGACCUUACUAUUCAAGACUGUGUCCGAUAAGAAACAACUUCAACAUGUUAUUUACAAAGCCCAACUAGCAACUUUGAACCCGGGAUCCGACCCGCUGACAUUUGUCCCGUUUCAGCCAUCCACAGACAUUGGCGGCGGUCAGUACGAGGUCGAGUUCUCUCCCAACUUGGUGUGUUUGGAGAUAUCUGCGCCUGGACUUCCUAACCUCUCAUUCUAUGACUUGCCCGGCGUCAUCAGUCAGACGGAGAACAUGGAGGACCUCUCCCUCAUCAAGCUCGUUAAACAGUUGGUCAAGCGCUACGUCUCGAAAGACAACGCUCUCGUUCUCCUAGCCUGCUCUAUGGAAAAUGACAUACAGAAUUCCAGUUCCGCUGGGCUUCUACGGAAAUACGGCGCUAUCGACAGGUGUCUUGGAAUCCUCACGAAGCCAGAUCGUCUACCCCGUGGAGACCCGGUCGAUCGUUGGGAGGAUAUCCUGCGAGGCGAGUCAUUCCAGCUCGGUCAUGGAUACCAUGUGGUCAUCAACCCAUCUCAAGCGGAACUCGAUAAAGGCAUGGACCACGCAGCUGCACGUGCUAAGGAGACAGAAUGGUUCUCGAAGAUGAAGCCGUGGGCUGAUCGUUUCCUUCAAUUCAGCGACCGCUUUGGGACCGAGAAGCUCCAAGAUAAGCUGUCGCAGAUGUUAGCCAUUCAGAUCUUGAAGAGUUUGCCAAGCAUACAUGAGCGUGUCCAGGAGCAACUCUCCAAGAUAGAUGCGGAACUUGCGCAUCUCCCGGAGCCGCCAACGACAGACGCUCUCCGGAUCGUCUCGGACACGAUCAACAAGUUCACCGACAAAAUCUCGAAACAAAUGGAAGGUGAUUAUCCUGAAAACGAGUUCCGCUUAGUGUGGAAAUCCCUCCGCAAUGAGUUCCGAGAUGGAAUAACUGCGCAGCGACCCACUAUGCUCGUCAAGACACCUCGUGAUGUUCAGCAUGCCAAGGCCAGAUCGAACUCCGUCAUGAUGCAGAACCAGAGCCAAAGUACGAGUCAAGCAUCCUCAUCCUUUUCAAGGCCGAGAGACGUCAUUUCCAUCGAUGACUCUGAUAACGAGCGGGCCCCCAGUGUCCAACCUACACCAACCAAGAAGAGGAAACUGCCUUCCGACAGCACUCCUUCGCGUCGUGGAGGACCCGGCAACCAAUACACCAAAAGGUUUGAUCUGGAGGAAAUCCAGCAGACCUUGAAUGAGAAGUCUUCCUCGGACAUUCCGGGGGAAAUUGACCCGAAGGCCCUAAAUUACCUUCGACUGAAGACCUUGGAAAGCUGGAAGCACCCCACAAAGGAGUUCUUAGAGGGUCUGCACUUAGCGCUCCGCAAUACUCUCUACCAGGCUUUGGACGACACGCUGGCGAAAUGGAGGACGACGGAGUUGUCGAGGGAGACGUCUCGGUUGUCGGAAAACUUCCUUGACGCUGCAUUCAUUGAGCAGCGGGACCGCGCUGCCCCUAGAGCUUUGAGGCUCGAGCUGUACAAGCCAAUCACGGAAAACGCGACCGCACUUGAGUACAACGAGAAGCAGGAGUUGGAAAUUUUCCAGAACGCAAGGAUCCAGGCGCGCACCACUAUGUACUUUGAUGCGCUGGACGCCACCACCGGCAAGACGACUUCGAAGACAGAGCGCCAACGCAAGGCGAAUGACUUGAACUUCCGCUUUUCAGUGCUUGGUCCGGACCCCUUCUCCAGGGAGGUCGAGGCAAUGUCGAAGAUACGCGGAUACUACAACAUUGCUUCCAUGCGCUACGUUGAUACCGUAGUCAUGGGCAUUCAGGCCGAACUCUUCGAAAAGUUGAAGGAAGGAUUGAAAGAUGAGCUGGUCAACGUUCUUGGAAUUUUCGGCGAGAACAACCAGGACACCUGCGCGCGUUUGCUUGCAGAAGACCCCGCUCGCGAGAUGCGCCGACGUGGGCUGAAGGCGGACAGGGAAAAGCUGGUUGCAGCGCUUGACUGUCUACAAGAGUUGGACCAGAAGUACCAGGGUGGCACUCCGACCACUGUGUCCUCCGCUAACGGUACGACCGGCUCCGGAUCUGCCGUCGCUGGUCCAUCGCGCACCAUUGUCCACGAUGAGGAUGAUGACGAUAUGACUGAAGCCUGA
This is a messenger RNA of Lasiodiplodia theobromae, 2736 nucleotides long. RefSeq names its product Dynamin family protein. Bases 1 to 2736 code for a protein of 911 amino acids. NCBI's taxonomy places the organism in Eukaryota, Fungi, Ascomycota, Dothideomycetes, Botryosphaeriales, Botryosphaeriaceae. Gene Ontology annotation, molecular function: GTPase activity; GTP binding; microtubule binding. The transcript has a single exon. Gene Ontology annotation, cellular component: cytoplasm; microtubule; membrane. The record is from RefSeq and is a predicted model, not a curated record.